Beta vulgaris subsp. vulgaris (sugar beet) is the source of this 911-nucleotide messenger RNA. Its product is annotated as late embryogenesis abundant protein D-34. Lineage: Eukaryota; Viridiplantae; Streptophyta; Magnoliopsida; Caryophyllales; Amaranthaceae. The record is from RefSeq and is a predicted model, not a curated record. The coding region runs from base 1 to 783 and encodes 260 amino acids. The transcript is spliced from 3 exons.
AUGUCUAAUGAACAACAUCAACGAGAUGCAAUAGCAUCAAAUGAAGAGCCUAUAAAGUAUGGUGAUGUGUUUUAUGUAUCGGGCCAAGUAUUAGCCAAUAAGCCCAUAUUACCCGAAGAUGCGGCCGCUAUGGAGGCAGGAGAGAGAACAGUUAUGGGCCAAAUCCCACUUUGUAGCCCAGCCUCCGUUAUGGAAGCGGCGGCCGCCAUCAAUGUGCAAUCGGGCUCUAUUAGCCCGAAUUCGGGCCCGGCUAAUAAAGGAAUUCAAGUUGUUGAGACUGAUAUGAAUGGUAUUCGGAUUGUCACAGAAACAGUUGAUGAUGAGGUAGUAGGGCAAUAUGUUGAACCGAAUUUUACAGGAGUGAAUUUGACUCCUCCGGCACAAACACCUGAAAGAGAGUCGGUCACAAUUGGGGAAGCAUUGGAAGCAGUAGCACUUUCUGCCGGCGACCACGCCGUCGAUAGCGCUGAUGCAGCUGCCAUAGAGGCUGCCGAGAAAAGAGCUCUCGGCACUGACACAUUGCCUCACGGUAGCCUUGCCGAGGAGGCUCACCAUGCAGCCGCUUGGAAUGCUCAAAUAUUGCAAUGUGAAAUUAGAACUACUAUGGAUGACAUCCUAAGGGAUGCUAGUGAUAAAUUACCGCAUGAUAGACCAGUAACACAUGAAGAUGCCAAAGCAAUAUUGGAAGCCGAGGCUCAGAAUGAUCCAGCAAAUGCUAUCACUGCUGGUGGUGUGGGUGAGAUGAUGUCAGCAGCGGCAAGUUUAAAUAAUCCUAAAUCUUAAUUAGGGUAUUUAAGGGAUUGGUUAAUCAAAUUUUAAUUGUGGUGUAUAUUUAUGCUGUGUUAUAUACUUCAUAUGUACAAAUCAAAUGUUUAUUCUAACAAGCACAUCUUUUUAUUAGAAGCUUUCUA